This is a messenger RNA of Chenopodium quinoa (quinoa), 327 nucleotides long. RefSeq lists its product as uncharacterized. Bases 1 to 327 code for a protein of 108 amino acids. The transcript has a single exon. The record is from RefSeq and is a predicted model, not a curated record. NCBI's taxonomy places the organism in Eukaryota, Viridiplantae, Streptophyta, Magnoliopsida, Caryophyllales, Amaranthaceae.
AUGCGAUUCGGCAAGAAAUGGAAGCUUAGUGCAAAAUAUGUGGGUCCGUAUGAAAUUCUCCAACGUGUGGGGAAAGUGGCUUACAAAUUGGCCUUGCCAAUGGAGUUCGAGAAAAUGCAUGAUGUACUCCACAUUUCCCAACUGAAAAAGUAUGUGCCUAGUGAAACCCAUGUUUUGCAGCUGGAGACUAUUCAACUAGAUGAGUCUCUAACUUAUGAAGAAAGACCAUUCAAGAUACUAGAUCACAAGGUGCGUAGUACUAGAAACAAAGAUGUGAAGAUAGUGAAAGUCUUUUGGUCAAACCAGGAGUACAAAGUGGCUACUUAG